Messenger RNA from Durio zibethinus, 2337 nucleotides. The record is from RefSeq and is a predicted model, not a curated record. NCBI's taxonomy places the organism in Eukaryota, Viridiplantae, Streptophyta, Magnoliopsida, Malvales, Malvaceae.
UAGCUGAUUUUCAAUCGUUUUAUGAAUGAGCAAAAUUGAAAAAUUGACGAACCAAGCCUGCAAUGCUUUAGUUUUGUUACCCAAUUAAAUAAAUAUAAAUGGGCUAUGUCUGGUGGUGGAGGUUAGCUAAGCUUAGAGGAGUGAGGGCCCAUUGGAUUUGGGGGGCAGAAGGGACAUUUUGGGUACCUACACAAUUGUGUUGCUCCUCCUCGUCCUUUGUCAUGGGUUGCUUUGCUUUACAGAAGGGCGUCGAUAGCGGAGCUAGAUAGUGGAAAAUAAGUGGGGUUAGUUUCAAGUAUCUCUCAUUCGCAGAAUCACACUAGUAGUUGGGAUUUGGAAAAGAGUGAAGAGUCCAGAGUCACAUCUGAGAAAGACCAAGAUGCCUUGCCUCAACCUUUCAACCAAUGUGAACCUGGAUGGCGUUGACACCUCCUCCAUCCUCUCUGAAGCCACUUCUUCGGUUGCCAAACUAAUAGGCAAACCUGAGGACUAUGUGAUGAUUGUGUUGAAGGGUUCAGUACCCACGUCAUUUGGUGGUACUGAGCAGCCAGCUGCCUUUGGCGAGUUGGUGUCCAUUGGUGGCCUAAAUCCAGAUGUGAACAAGAAACUGAGUGCUGCAGUUGCCGCAAUUCUUGAAACCAAGCUACAAGUGCCUAAGUCACGGUUCUUCCUCAAAUUCUAUGACACUAGGGCAAGCUAUCUCUCUUUCUUAAUUGUCAAGAGAUUGGGUCAUUGUCAUCUAUUUAUUUCUUCUCAUUGCAUUUCCCUGUUUGUUUAGGCACAUCAAAGCCAAGAAUAUAUACAGUGUUUGCAUGCUUUACACCAGCGCUAGGGUUCCAACUUUGGAUGGAAUGGAUCCACCUUCUGAGUGUGGCAUAUUCUGAAUUUCUCAAAACAUCAAUGUGGUCUGUCCAAAUGCUAUAUUUCUAUGGUGAAUUGGCAUUGAAAAUAUUUGGUAAUGCUUGGCAAGGAAUUAUGUUGUUUAUCUAUGUGUUUUCUUAGGAACAUAAAAUGCAAACAUUAAUGCUCACUAAUUUUGCCCGGAAGUUUUGUUAUCUUGGCACUAUUCCAUAUGAAGUUAUGGCACAUGACAUGAUUCAGUUUUGGAUGGAAAAGCAAUUUAGUUUGUCAAACGAUCAUCUACUGUUUGAUAUAUUUGAAAUAAUGUUUAAUUAUGUGCUGCAUGAGUUUAGAGCUCAUUCCUAUGCCCUAAUGGCUUCUCCUUCCACCUUCAUCUCUUUUAAUCUUCUUGGAUGCAGAGCUUGCAUGGAUGUUCUAGGUUCUCCAUAUUGUUGCACCCAAUGGCUAUUUUUGCACCAGCUACUUUGCACGGUGCAAGUGUCACGGGUCGAGACGUAAGCUCCAAACCCGCGCGGCUCCGAGAUCCGAACAUGCACUCAUCCGGCGUCUUAGAUCAGCCUAACCGCCACGGUUCACACCCUUGUGAGGAAUUAUCCGCUCUGGCCUCACGGUUUUAUCCUACAAAAGGCGUCUCACAAGGCAAAGGUGGUGUGAACACUUUUAUACCUCAGUGAUCCUCCUAUUAUAUUCGAUGUCCGUGACAUUCUCCCCCAUCCAACUUCACGACGCCCUCGUCACGGAGGCUGGUCACUUUGCUUACCUCUCUCGAGGCGCUUGACGUGGGUCAAACGGUUUAGGGCUGGCUCUGAUACCACUUGUCACGGGUUGAGACUUAAGCUUCAAACUCGCGCGGCUCCGAAACCCGGGCAUGCACUCAUUCGACGUUCCAGUCAGUUUAACUGUCACGGUUCACACCUUUGUGAGGUAUUGUCCGCUCUAGCCCCCUUGGCCUCACAGUUUUGUCUUACAAAAAGCACCUCAUAAGACGGAGGUGAUGUGAACCUUUUUAUACUCUAGUGAUCCUCCUAUUAUGUUCGAUGUGAAAUUCAGAAUUUCUCUUUAGAUCCGUGACAUAAGGAUGAGUUGUGAGUCCCAACGGGUUAACUUGGGUCAUGAGGGUUCAUGAUAAGAUUAGAGGUUUAGUGGGGAGAAGAAAUGUGGUAAGCUGCAAUUUGUGUACAAACAAAAAGUAAGCGCAGGUACUUUAAACUGAUUCGGUGGAGUGUGAUUUUGCAACAGCCUAUAGUCUAAGCUAGAAAAUGUUGUGGGGAGUGGCUGGUAUUACAGGUUGCAAUUUCAUCCCGGAAUUUGUGGUUUGUUGUACACUGAGCAAAUGAUGCAUUUAAGCACUUGAGACAUUAUCAUCUUUUUCAUUCUCAUUGAUAUAUAUUUUAGUUGCCUGGUUGAGAGAUGCUUCCUUGACGACGGUGUAUAUGUGUUAUUUUGGAAGUCAAUGCUUACUUCGUUUGGUUGGAA